Molecule: messenger RNA, 744 nt
Organism: Vitis riparia (riverbank grape)
Lineage: Eukaryota; Viridiplantae; Streptophyta; Magnoliopsida; Vitales; Vitaceae
Exons: 5
Coding region: 217-735 (172 amino acids)
Source: RefSeq, a predicted model, not a curated record
CCACAGCCAUAAAACCCACAAAACCUACCCACAGCCCCCAUUGCUUGGAGGAAGCUAUUGUCAGAAAAAGCUUAUGGAAGCCAUGCCGAAGAAGCCCCAUGGAAGCUAUGGUUGGUAAAGCCGAAGCCACCUCCAAGAAACUCCUGUGAAAAUCAUCUCUCUAGGUUUUGGAAAUGUCACAUCGAAGAGGAAGAGUACAAAUAGUGUCUCCAGAAGAUGAGUUGGACAAUCUACAACAACUCUCAGACAUACAACCUACUGCAACUACUACUCCUAGUAGUUUUGAUCCUUCCGAUUCUUCAGAUCCUUCUGUUGUUGGAAAAAUAUGAACUAGAAGAAACAUGUAAGAGCUACAUUCUUCAAUGUUGUGGAAAUUUGUUUAGAAGUUAUAGAAAUAAAAUGAAAGCCAAGUAUUAUAACCCUUAUAAUACAGAUGAGGAGAGAUUGUGCCAUCGACCUCCACACUUAUCAGAUGAUGAUUGGAGGUGGCUCAUCCACUUUUGGGGUACACUUGAGGCCAAGGAUAUCUCAGACAAAAACAAGGCAAAUAGGGCAAAGCAAGUGAUAAAACAUACAUCAGGAUCAAAAAGUUAUGCUCAAAUUCGAUAUGAACAGGCACAAAAGAAGGAGGAUCGAAGUGAGCCCAAUAGAAUUGAGAUGUUUGCCUUGACACACACAAGAAAAGAUGGGACGCCUGUUGAUGAUCAUUUUAAGGAGAUUAUUGUAAUGAAGUAAAUAAAUUUU